Messenger RNA from Chionomys nivalis (European snow vole), 749 nucleotides. RefSeq names its product high mobility group AT-hook 2 (gene Hmga2). Lineage: Eukaryota; Metazoa; Chordata; Mammalia; Rodentia; Cricetidae. The coding region runs from base 325 to 654 and encodes 109 amino acids. Gene Ontology annotation, cellular component: chromatin; nucleus. The transcript has 5 exons. Gene Ontology annotation, molecular function: DNA binding; transcription coregulator activity. The record is from RefSeq and is a predicted model, not a curated record. Gene Ontology annotation, biological process: regulation of DNA-templated transcription.
CCGCCUCCUCUCACUACCUCCACCUCCACCUCCGCCACCCACCGCCCGCAGCGCCUCCUCCUCCUCUCCUCCUCCUCCUCCCCUCUCUCUCUUUUUUGGCAGCUGCUGGACGUCCGGUGUUGAUGGUGGCAGCAGCGGCAGCCUAAGCAGCAGCCCUCGGCGCGCGCCAGCUCUGCCAGCUCCGCCAGCUCUCGUCGCCCCUACCUUCUCCAGCCCUCUCCAUCCCGUCUCCCGAAAGGUGCUGGGCGGAUCCGGGGCGGCGGAGGGCGAGCGGCUGCAGAGGCGGUAGCGGCGGAGGCAGCGGUAGCGGCGGCGGGAGGCAGGAUGAGCGCACGCGGUGAAGGCGCCGGGCAGCCGUCCACUUCAGCCCAGGGACAACCUGCCGCCCCGGCGCCACAGAAGCGAGGACGCGGCCGACCCAGGAAGCAGCAGCAAGAGCCGACCUGUGAGCCCUCUCCUAAGAGACCCAGGGGAAGACCCAAAGGCAGCAAAAACAAGAGUCCUUCUAAAGCAGCGCAGAAGAAAGCAGAGGCCAUUGGAGAGAAGCGGCCAAGAGGCAGACCUAGAAAAUGGCCACAGCAAGUGGUCCAGAAGAAGCCUGCUCAGGAGGAAACUGAAGAGACAUCCUCGCAAGAGUCUGCCGAGGAGGAUUAGGGGACGCCUACAGUCGAUUUCUACCUCAGCAUCAGUUGGAUCUUGCGAAGGGAGAAGACACUGCAGUGACCACUUACUCUCUACUGCCGCGGUCU